AUGAUUGUAUGCACUCUAGCUGUUAUGCUAAUUUCCUUCUUAUUUCACCAAACAUGUGGGAUGAACAUGUCAAGACCCAACAUUUUGCUGAUAAUGGCAGAUGAUCUUGGGUAUGGUGAUUUAGGCUGUUUUGGUAAUGAUACAAUAAGGACCCCUAAUAUUGACCAGCUAGCAAAGGAAGGAGUGAAACUCACUCAGCACAUUUCUGCAGCCUCACUUUGUACCCCAAGCAGAGCAGCUUUCCUGACUGGCAGAUACCCCAUCCGAUCAGGCAUGACAUCCAGAACUGAGCACCAUGUCAUCAGUCGUGUUGGUGCCUCAGGAGGGCUCCCACCAAAUGAAGUUACAUUUGCUAAAUUAUUACAGCAGCAAGUCUAUGCCACUGGCCUUAUAGCUACUAGGGAUAACAAUAUUGGGGACAAUGUAGAAGAGAUGGACUGGAUGGUAGGAAAAAUUCUUGCUGCAAUUGAUAAAGAGGACUUGAGGAAUAACACUUUUACUUACUUUACAUCUGAUCAUGGAGGAUUUUUGGAGGCUAAGGAAGAAAAUGCUCAGCUAGGUGGCUGGAACGGUAUUUAUAAAAGUGGAAAAGGUAUGGGAGGCUGGGAAGGUGGCAUACGUGUGCCGGGAAUAGUCAGAUGGCCAGGAUAUGUCCCUGUUAACACGGUGAUUGAUGAACCAACGAGCCUUAUGGAUAUUUAUCCGACAGUAGUUCACUUGGCUGGGGCAUCAGUGCCACAAGACAGGGUAAUCGAUGGCAAGAACCAGGUAGCAUUAUUGCAAGGAGCAGUGCAGGAUUCAGAGCACAAAUUCAUGUUUCAUUACUGUGGGUCAUAUUUACAUGCAGUGCGCUGGCACCAGAAGGAAAGUGGUGCUCUCUGGAAGGCCCAUUAUGUGACCCCAAACUUUACACCAGAGGGGGCUGGAGCUUGCUAUGGAACAAGAGUUUGUGCCUGUUCUGGAGAGAGUGUCACCCACCACAACCCCCCAGUGCUUUAUGACCUCUCGUGUGACCCUUCUGAAGCCAACCCUUUGUCACCAGGUUCAGAGCCACUUUUCAACAUAAUUGUAAGUCAGGUUGAAAGAGCAGUUGAAGAACAUCGUCAGGCACUCACUCCUGUACCUCAGCAACUUGAUCUGUACAAUACAGUAUGGAAGCCAUGGCUGCAGCCAUGCUGUGGAAGAUUCCCCUUCUGUUGGUGUAGUAAAAGAUUUAGUUUUGUUUCUCCUGAUGAAGCCCUGCCAUAGCGGGAGGAAACAGGUCUACAACCUAGGACGCCUGUUGGGAUAAUAAAGAGAAAACAAAGAGAAAAUAGACCAAGUAAUAGGAGCAUAUGUAUUUUCAUCCUGGACAUUACCUUUGGCAUCAUGCUUCUCAUUGCCUUCUGACUCCUUAGACAGGACACCAUUCAUCUUGGGACUUAGAUACAUAUUGUUCAUUGCUGAAUAUUGUUGGAUAUUUCUAUGUCCAUUCAGGAAAUUGUGGUGGAUUCUUCCAUUGUUUGAUCCUCUCAGUGAUAUUGUACUUCUCAGACUAUGUGUUUCAUAUGUUCUAUAGUAUAUGAACUUAAUAUAUUUACUACACGGUU
Molecule: messenger RNA, 1589 nt
Organism: Hemicordylus capensis (graceful crag lizard)
Lineage: Eukaryota; Metazoa; Chordata; Lepidosauria; Squamata; Cordylidae
Product: arylsulfatase H-like
Exons: 9
Coding region: 1-1248 (415 amino acids)
Molecular function (GO): arylsulfatase activity
Source: RefSeq, a predicted model, not a curated record